AUGUUGCAUCAAAUUGUUAUGAUGGCGCGGAGUGAAGACCCAAGCAUCAAACUUGGAGCCGUUCAGCAAGCCCGCAAAAUGUUGUCAUCUGAUCGGAAUCCGCCUAUCGAUGACCUCAUCUCCAGCGAUAUCCUUCCCAUUCUUGUCAACUGCCUCGUUUCAGACGAUGUAAAUCUACAGUUUGAGGCGGCAUGGGCGCUCACAAAUAUCGCUUCGGGAACCUCGGAACAAACACAGGCUGUUGUGAAUGCUGGUGCAGUUCCAUUAUUUCUCGAGUUACUAUCAAGCGGCAAUAUGAACGUCUGCGAACAAGCAGUAUGGGCUCUUGGCAACAUUAUCGGAGACGGACCACAUUUUCGAGAUUAUUGCCUUGGACUGGGGAUUCUGCCGUUACUUCUCAAUUUUAUUACGCCUGAAAUUCCUCUCGGUUUCCUACGAAACGUUACCUGGGUCAUUGUCAAUUUAUGCCGAUCAAAGGACCCACCACCUACUCCAGAGAUCGUGAAAACCAUUUUGCCAGCCCUUGUUCUGCUAAUUCAUCAUGACGACCCCAAUAUUCUUGUCGACACUGUAUGGGCACUCUCGUAUCUCACAGAUGGUGGAAACGAGCAGAUACAGAUGGUCAUCGAUAGCGGAAUCGUUCCGUCUUUGGUGCCCAUGCUUGGCCACUCCGACGCGAAAGUGCAGACUGCAGCCCUGCGAGCCGUUGGAAAUAUCGUCACAGGAUCUGAUGAGCAGACGCAGCUCGUGCUCGACUGUGGCGUGCUCCAAGAAAUGCCGCAACUUCUUUCACAUCAAAAGGAGAAGAUCAAUAAAGAGGCUGUGUGGUUCUUGUCGAACAUCACCGCUGGUAACCAAAACCAGGUGCAAGCAGUUCUCGAUGCUGGUCUUAUGCCUCUGAUCAUCAAUUUGCUUGGAAAAGCUGACUUCCCAACACAAAAGGAGGCAGCUUGGGCCGUAUCAAACGUCACGAUUUCCGGCCGUCCAGAUCAGGUGGAACAGAUGGUGAACUGUGGUGUGAUUCGUCCAUUCUGCGCUCUUCUUGACUGCAAAGAGCCUCAAAUUAUCCAGGUUGUUCUGGAUGGUAUAAACAACAUUUUGAAGAUGGCCGGUGCAGGUGUUGAGGCGAUAUGUACACAGAUCGAAGAGUGUGGAGGGCUGGAUAAAAUUGAACAACUGCAGAAUCAUGACAAUGAGGAGAUAUACAAGCUCACCUACGAGAUUAUUGACACAUAUUUCAAUUCGAACAGCGACGAUGACAUUGCGACUGGUCAAGAAGGAGGUGUAGUGCAACAACCCGCAAAAGGAUGGUCUUUUAACUGA
Molecule: messenger RNA, 1323 nt
Organism: Ostertagia ostertagi
Lineage: Eukaryota; Metazoa; Nematoda; Chromadorea; Rhabditida; Trichostrongylidae
Source: the annotation of a GenBank genome assembly